Prunus armeniaca (apricot) is the source of this 336-nucleotide messenger RNA. The record is from the annotation of a GenBank genome assembly. Lineage: Eukaryota; Viridiplantae; Streptophyta; Magnoliopsida; Rosales; Rosaceae.
AUGACAACUCAAGAGCAAUUACUAUUCACAUGGGAUUUUAUGUAUGAGUGCCCCUCAGACAGCAGCUCGGGCUAUCUUGCCUUGGGCCUUGCUAGCUCUUGCCCGGGUUGGAUGUCACCGCCGGAGCAGAUUUUGGGAGACCAGGGGAGGCUUUUGCCUGGGCUGGGCUCUUGGAAUCCAUUCAUCCAAAAGAAUCCUCUCCGAACCCAAUAUCUUCCUUUCCCUAGUCCCUCAUGCGCCCUCAAUUGGUCGUCUGCUGUCGGCGGUCAGGUAUUGUUCUGUAGCAGCGACAUCGUCUAUCAGGUACCGUUCUCGCCUCUGGUACUGAGUCAUUAA